Paraphaeosphaeria sporulosa is the source of this 3471-nucleotide messenger RNA. RefSeq lists its product as uncharacterized. Gene Ontology annotation, molecular function: FAD binding; phosphomevalonate kinase activity. Lineage: Eukaryota; Fungi; Ascomycota; Dothideomycetes; Pleosporales; Didymosphaeriaceae. The transcript has a single exon. Gene Ontology annotation, biological process: cholesterol biosynthetic process. The record is from RefSeq and is a predicted model, not a curated record. The coding region runs from base 1 to 3471 and encodes 1156 amino acids. Gene Ontology annotation, cellular component: cytoplasm.
AUGGCCACCCUCGAUCACCUCAAACAGACCUUGAGAAUCCAAAUGAACAAAUCCGUAUUCCUGGAGCAACAGCCACUGUCGGAGCAACAGUACAGUGAUGGAUUUCAAGUCUUGCUUCAAGCAUCGAAGGUGUCGUACCAAGAGUUUAUCACUCCUCAACUCAAUCAGCUGUUGAGGUUCCUUGUUGAUUCACAAAGCCCCGUUUCCAUACUGGAAGUUGGACCUGGUCCGAGCAGCGUACUUGGACACCUCCCCGGCCGUCUCAGGCGAAAAAUUGGGAAAUACGUUGCCUUCGAGCCAAACAGCUCAUUUGCGAAAAGGUUGAAUGAGUCGCUCUGCUCUAAGAUUCCAACAGAGCCAAUACUGCCCAGUCUGGAGCAUCCAGUCGUCAUUCAUCAAUGCCCAUUUUCCAUACCAGAUAAUAUGGGGCUUGACCACAAUGCUUGCUUUAGAAACGCCAGAAACAAUUACGACCUGAUUUUAUUUUGCCACAGCAUGUACGGCAUGCAAUCGAAAGAGAAGGUCAUCGAAUAUGCAUUGGGAAUGAUCAAAGACAGACCACAGAAAGGAAUGGUGGUUGUGUUUCAUCGCAGCGGAUCACUACACUUUCGCCGCCUGGUGUGCAAUAGAAUAAGUAUCUUUAGCACGGGAGUUGUCCGUGUGGCAGACAAUGAUGAAGACUUAAACAAAUUUGCGCUUUUUAUAGCAGGCUUUCAAACAGAGGAUAAAGACAUUGGGAGCGCCAUUUGGGCGGAUUGGCGCCACGCCUGCCGGACCUUGGGUCAUCGCGAGGAAGGAUCCCCGAACUACCUUCUAUUCAACGCGCCUGAAGUCAUGAUCGUCUUCACCCGAGAUGCGACCUCGUUGCCGGAGCUGACGGCGCAGGUGCCGACAGCCGACAGCAGCACUACAAUCAAGAACUGGAUGGCUCGCUCUCAUCGACCUGCCUCAGUGGUCAGACCGACCGAUAUUCAGCAAGUUCAGCAGUGCGUUAGAUGGGCUCUGAAGCAUGACUUUAGCCUAACAAUAAUCGGCGGAGGACAUAGCAGUCAUUGUCUUUGGCCCACUGUUGUCUCCAUCGACAUGUGUGCUUUCGAUCAGAUACAUAUUGUUGCGAAGGGAGAAGACCGAGGUGCUGGGUACGAUGCUGGCCCCUUCGUCGUCGUGGAGGCAGGGUGCAAGACAGGUGACAUCGUUCGCAAGACUAUGGCUGCUGGCAUCACAAUACCCUUGGGAGCUCGUCCGAGUGUCGGUGCUGGCCUAUGGCUGCAGGGUGGUAUCGGACACUUAGCAAGACGAUACGGUCUUGCAUGUGAUGCUAUUGUCGGUGCUGUCAUCGUCAGUGUUCAGUCUGGCCAAGUACUGUACGUAGGCCACGUCCCAAGUCGACACCGACCAACCGACGCUGUUCUCCCAGAUUGCGGACACGACCUGUUGUGGGCGAUGAGAGGGGCCGGCACAAACUUUGGAAUCGUGAUUAGCGUAACCUUCAAGACUUAUACUGCUCUCAAUCAUGUGGUCCGAAAUUGGAUUUUACCCUCGACUGGCGUCAAAGAAUUACGGUCACGAAUUAGCGACUUUGACAAACUUAUCGCGAAGAAACUUCAACGGAACUCGUCCGCAGAUGGGUAUUUGUACCGUGAUGCCGGUCAACUGCAGUUUGGCAUGACCAUGAUCGAAAAUUACAUUACCGAGCCCACUUCUGCAACGCCUCUACCUACGACGGGAGAUUCGAUUUGGGGACCUGAAGACAAUUUGCAAGUCGUCAACGGGGUCGAUCUGUUUCAAACUGAGCUAUAUGUCUCGACGCUACACGGAGGACACGGAAACGGCAAAACCUCCUCAUUUAAACGAUGUGUCUUCCUGAAAGACAUUGGCGGACCCAGACUCUCGUAUCUGUUGGCAGCGGCUAUGGAGACAUGUCCAACGUCACUAUGCUACCUCCAUCUGUUGCAUGGUGGCGGAGCGGUUGGCGAUGUUGCGGCUGAUGCCACGGCUUUCGGGUCUCGCGCUUGGGAAUUCGCAUGCGUGGUCACCGGGGUCUGGCAGCGCGAUUUAGACCAUACCCAAGUCGCCCAGAAUUCCGUGCAGUGGGUUUACGAUGUUGCUAAUAAACUGUUGCCCUUCAGCUGCGGAGCUUAUGGCGCAGACCUCGGAUCAGACCGCAGAGAUGUUGCGCUGGCCGCCAAAGCUUUCGGACCAAACUUGCCGCGUCUGACCCAUCUCAAACGCAGUCUAGACCCGUGCAAUGUUUUGGCUUACACCUGCCCGAUCUCCACGGCACGGAUGGAACAGAAGAUUAUCAUCAUGGUCACGGGCGAAAGCGGAUCCGGUAAAGACUUUUGUGCGAAGGUCUGGCACACGGUGAUGGGAUGCUCCCACAUGAGCCUCACGGCCCGCAUAGUCAGCAUCAGCGAUGUGACCAAGAAGGAAUAUGCGAAGGAUACUGGUACCGACCUAGACUUGUUGUUGAACGAUCGUGCCUACAAGGAACAUCAUCGAUCAGAAAUGACAUCGUUCUUCCAAAGACAAGUACAAGAACGUCCUUCUCUCCUGAAGGAGCAUUUCUUGAAGGUGGUGCACAGCGAGGCAGAUGCGGAUGUGUUACUAAUUACCGGAAUGAGAGACGAGGCCCCAGUAGCAGCCUUCUCGCACUUGGUACCGGAUCGAAGAUUACUCGAAGUUUACGUCCAAGCCAGCGAAAAGAUAUGCCAGGUUCGUAGAGGAUACCCAAGCGGCAUCACGGCAAAUGGUUGCAUUGACGGUCAGAGGGAUAGCAGUCUCAAAUCCCUAGAUUAUUCCCCCAGCUUCAUCUUCAACAAUGAAACUACCGGACAGGAAGCAGCCAAGAGCUUUGCCCGAGAUCAUCUGCUCCCCUUCUUAAAUGACGAUCUUCAGCAGUUGGCCGGAAUGGUGCGAUCCCAACCCGACUUCCCUCACCAGGGCACAAAUUUUCGCCAUGUACUGGGUAUCCCUCAACAACCGUCUGGAUUAGCCCUAUGUACAUCGUUGCUGCGUACUCACUUCGCCGGUGACUGGGCAGAAAUCGACGUGGUGGUGUGUUGCGAAGCGGGCGGGUUCAUCUAUGCAUCACCGUUGGCCUCGCAGAUCCAUAUACCCUUAGUACCAAUCCGCAAGGCUGGCAAGCUACCCCCACCCACUGUUUCUGUGAACACGACGCGGUCGUAUAUAUCUUCUCUGGCGACCGAUCCUCAGGAAGAAGAACGAAUAGAAAUAGAGCGAGAUGCAAUCCCAAAAGGCGCGUCGGUGGCGGUUGUGGACGAUGUCCUCUCCUCAGGAAAAACACUUUGUGCGGUGCUACAGCUUUUGGAGAAAGUCGGCGUCGCCCGUGACGAUGUGAGUGUAGUAGUCGUAGCCGAGCUACCGGUGCACGGCGGCCGGCAACUAAUACGCGAACAUGGAUAUGGAAGGGUCAACAUCCGAAGCCUCUUAGUGUUUGACGGUGUUUGA